This is a messenger RNA of Ostertagia ostertagi, 456 nucleotides long. The record is from the annotation of a GenBank genome assembly. NCBI's taxonomy places the organism in Eukaryota, Metazoa, Nematoda, Chromadorea, Rhabditida, Trichostrongylidae.
AUGGUGGUAGUGGAGCCAACCAAAAGUAUCGUGCUGAAUGCCAAGAAAAUCACGGUGAUACCAGAAAAAUGCGAGGUGUUCGCGGGCGAUCAAAAACUGGACAUUGAAAAUGUGACGGAUCAUGAAAGGCUGGAGAAGCUGGAGUUCACUCUGAAGCAACAACUGGAAAAAGACCAGAAAAUUCUGCUCAAGGUUGUCUAUAGCGGCCUCAUUAGCGACACCCUCGGUGGACUGUAUCAGGCUACUUACAAAGACACAGAUGGAACGACCAAAAUCGUCGCAGUCUCUCAAAUGGAGCCAACAGACGCUCGUCGAAUGGUGCCGUGUUUUGACGAGCCGAGUUUCAAAGCCAACUGGACAGUAACAAUAGUUCAUCCAAGAGGUACAACAGCCGCAUCGAAUGGCAUAGAAACUAACGGUGAAGGGUCAGUAGAAGUUUUAUCAAAAGCGUCUUGA